Molecule: messenger RNA, 2343 nt
Organism: Aspergillus nidulans FGSC A4
Lineage: Eukaryota; Fungi; Ascomycota; Eurotiomycetes; Eurotiales; Aspergillaceae
Product: protein prp4
Exons: 3
Coding region: 1-2343 (780 amino acids)
Biological process (GO): mRNA cis splicing, via spliceosome
Cellular component (GO): chromosome; nucleus
Molecular function (GO): kinase activity; protein kinase activity; protein serine/threonine kinase activity
Source: RefSeq, a predicted model, not a curated record
AUGUCCUCGCGCAGGUCAUCGACCGCCUCAGAGGGCGAAAUUAUCGAAUCAGGUUCGGAGACGAAGGCAACUACGUCGCAAUCUCUUCUUAAUGACAACAGCGUUGACCGUCCCACCAGAGUUAGUUCAUCCGCCUCGGUGACCAGGUCGCCUCGUCGUCAGAGAUCUAGGGCAAGGACGAGAUCGCGGUCGCCCUCACGCUCUCCGUACCGAGAUUAUAGGGGGUAUAAGCGUCGACGGGCCGGCGAUUACGACCAUGAUGACUAUUGGUAUGGUUAUGAUGACGACAGACACUCUGGACGGACGUUUCCACCGCCGCGACGAGGGUGCCAUCGACAUGAUGGGUACCCACAAAGACAGGCUAGGUCUUAUUACGAUUACGACCGCGAAGACAACCACCUUGCGGACCUUCGGUACAGCGAUGACUAUGAUCGACGAAGGGAGAAGCGCCCACGCACCCGCAGUCGAUCGCCCUACCGCGAAGUCCGGAAGCGCAAACAGUACUCUGGCGACGAGUGGGAGUCGCAACAAUCGCGGCGAGAGGGCAGUGUAGCAUCGCAGAGCAAAAGAAGGUCUUCUACUGAACAGUCAGUGAGCGAAAGGGGGAACCCCCCAGCUGUCGCUCGAGAUUCUAGGCAAGAUGCUGAAACUCAGAAAAACCAGGUUCAGGCAGCUUCUAUACUCCCUACCUCUGAUGGUGAUAGCAUGAACGGCCAAGAUGUCGCUGAACGGCAUGAAGAGCCUCUUGAUGAGGCUGCCCAGCUCGAGGCGCGGCGCAAACGGCGUGAAGCCAUCAAAGCUAAAUAUAGAGACCAGGCGACGCCCCUGCGCAUUCAAGCACUGCAUCUUGGUGGUGAUAGGGGUACUACUCCCACGAGCGAAGCAGCAACUCCUAACAACGAAACAGCAGAGUCAGCGGCUACUCCGGACGGCGGUUCAUUUCCCGACUUUAGCAUUGGCAAAGACUUGGAUUUAGUCAAAGAUGGUGCCGUGGAUGGCGCUGACAAAGAUGAACCUUCAGCUGCAGACUACGACCCUACUAUUGACAUGAAAGCCGAAAGAGAAAGGCACGGGGGGCAGAGUAAUGAUGUCUCGGCCGCGAGCUAUGAUGAAACGAAAACAACCAAGCAGGACGUGCUUUUGCCUGACGCACCGUCGCAACAGGAGCCAGAGGCAAAGGAUUCAUUUGAUAUAUUUGCUGAGGAUGACGAUGACAUGUUUGCUGAAGAUACCGAGGAAACGUCGAAGCCGGCGCACGCAUCCGCCAUUGCUGUGCCCCAAGCGCGGGAGCUCGACGUUAGUAUGAUGGAUAAUUGGGAUGAUCCUGAAGGAUAUUAUAACCUCCGAAUUGGUGAGUUGAUCGACGGGCGUUACCAUGUGCAACAGAAUCUGGGUAAGGGAAUGUUCUCGUCAGUUGUUCGAGCGAAAGAUUCAAAGACGGGUAACGUUGUGGCAAUCAAAAUUAUCCGGCAGAAUGACACAAUGAAGAAGGCUGGGUUGAAGGAGAUUGGCAUCUUGGAAAAGCUCCGAGAAGCCGAUCCAGAGGACAAGAAACAUAUGAUCAAGUUCGAACGGAGCUUCGAGCACAAGGGUCAUUUGUGCAUGGUCUUCGAAAACCUCAGCAUGAACCUGCGGGAGGUGUUGAAGAAGUUUGGCCGAGAUGUAGGUUUAAACCUGCGUGCAAUUCGAGCGUACGCCCAGCAAAUUUUCCUGGGAUUGAGCUUGAUGCGUAAGUGCAAUAUCCUCCAUGCCGAUCUGAAGCCCGACAACAUGCUUGUCAACGAGCAGCGCAACAUACUGAAAGUGUGCGACUUGGGUUCCGCGUCGCUGGCUUCGGAUAACGAGAUUACUCCAUAUCUGGUCAGCCGAUUUUACCGGGCACCGGAAAUCAUUUUGGGCAUCCCCUACGACUACGCCAUUGACAUGUGGUCGAUCGGCUGCACACUGUUCGAGCUCUACACGGGCAAAAUUCUCUUCACGGGACGAAACAACAACCAGAUGCUCAAAUCGAUCAUGGAGUGCCGUGGCAAAUACCCGCCGAAGCUCCUGCGGCGCGGGUCUCUGGCGCACCUCCACUUCGACGAAAUGGCCAACUUCCACAGCACUGAAGAGGACAAGAUCACCGGCCGCCUUACCACCCGCAUCAUGGACUUCAAGAAGCCGACGCGCGAUCUCAAAACCCGGUUGAUGGGCAAGGGCACACGGGGGAUGACAGAUAGCGAGGCAAAGGAGCUAGCUUUGUUUGUCGAUCUGCUCGAUCGUUGCCUCAGUCUGAAUCCGGAGAAGCGAUGCACGCCAGCCGAGGCGUUAAAGCACCCGUUUAUUUUACGCCCAAAGGCGUGA